ACAAGGCUCCAGAGCACACAAGUAUCAUUCCAUUGCUAUGAACACAUUACUUUGAGGAAAGCAUUACAAGUUAUAGAAUGAACAUGAAGAGGGAAGAAGGCUGCAAACUUUUCAAAAGUUCCCACCUCUGGAGUCUGACACUGAUCUGUGUUCUCACUACAAACCCAGCUGGAUCUUACAAUAUAGAUGAGGAGAACCCCUUGGUUUUUAAAGGACCAGAUGGAUCCCUGUUUGGCUACUCUGUCGUUUUCCACGGAUACAGGGACGAUAAGUGGCUGAUAGUGGGAGCUCCAAAAUCCAACCAGACAACACGCACGGAUACCAGCAAUCCUGGAGCGAUUUACAAAUGCAAAAUUGGAGAUAAUAUUAAUGGAACAUGUGAAUCAAUGGAUGUGGGUGAACAAAAUGGUAAAAAAUGUGGACGGACAUGUGUAAUAGAACAAGAUGAUCAAUGGAUGGGGGUCAGUCUCUCAAGACAACCAACAGAAGAUGGGAAUCUAUUGGUUUGUGGUCAUAGAUGGAAGAACGUGCAUUUUAUUAAUGAAAACAAGCUGCCUCUCGGAGUGUGCUAUUCGGUACCUGCAAAUUUGCGCACAGACUUAAAAAGAAAAAUAUGUCCAUGCUACAGAGAUCAUGUAAAGAAGUUCGGUGACGAACAUGGCUCGUGUCAAGCUGGGAUUUCGAGCUUUUACAUGGAUGAUAUGAUCAUCAUGGGGGCACCAGGAUCAUACUACUGGACUGGAGCGAUCUUUGUCUAUGACACAAAAAUCAACAAGAUAUUCACAUAUAACAAUAUAAAUAACACAGUUAAAUAUGGGAGCUAUUUAGGUUACUCAGUUGGGGGAGGCCAUUUUCUGUCACCAAACAGUAAAGAGUUUAUAGGAGGAGCUCCACAACAAGAGCAGAUUGGUAGGGCCUACAUAUUUUCAUUCGAGGGAGUUCGGCUGUAUAUAUUGUUCGAAGCAGAAGGCAAGAAGCUCGGUUCAUACUUUGGGGCUUCUGUGUGCGCUCUGGAUUUAAAUGGUGAUGGAUUAUCGGACUUGCUUGUUGGAGCUCCAAUGGAAAGUACAGUGCGAGAGGAAGGGAGAGUGUAUGUCUACAUGAACAAUGGAGAGGGACAGAUGUCAGAACUUGAUUAUGAACUUUCUGGAAGUGACCUAUAUGCAGCAAGGUUUGGAGAAGCAAUAACCAAUCUUGGAGAUCUUGACAAUGAUGGCUAUGAAGAUGUGGCUAUUGGUGCACCGCAUGAAGAAAAUAUGAUGGGAGCCAUAUAUAUUUAUAAUGGGCGAGAAAAAGGGAUUACACCUACAUUUACACAGAGAAUACAGGGAAAGAACCUUGGCUUUUCACUGAGCACGUUUGGACAAUCAGUAUCCACGGGAUUAGAUGCAGAUGGAAAUGGAUAUCAAGAUAUUGCAGUUGGCGCAUUUCUUUCUGACUCUGCUGUUUUACUAAGAACAAGACCAGUUAUAACUGUUGAGGCCUCCUUAAAUCUGCCAAAUUCUGUAAAUCGGACAAGAUUUGAAUGCGUGGAAAAUGGGCAUCCGGCAGUGUGUAUGAAUGUCAAAAUCUGCUUCAAGUAUCAAGGAAAGGGUGUGCCAGGACAUAUUGUCGUGCACUAUAAUAUCAGCUCUGAUGUUAAAAGAAAAAAGGGCACUCCAGCCAGAUUCUACUUUUCUUCAAAUGGAACAUCAGAGGUUUAUUCAGGGAAAAUUAAUCUUCCGCACACCUUUGAAAACUGCAAAACACACCAAGCAUUCAUGAGGAAAGACGUAAGAGAUAUUUUGACUCCAAUACAUAUGGAGUCUCGGUAUCAUCUUGGGAAACAUAUUGUUUAUAAAAGAAAUGCUGAUGAAUUCAAGCCCAUACAACCAAUUCUACAGAAGAAGGAUGGGAUAGAAAGUAUAUUAAGAAAUGAGGUUUCAUUUGCAAGAUACUGUGCCUUGGCAAACUGCUCUGCUGAUUUACAGAUCUCAGGAAAAGUUUCCUUUCCAGGAUCAUUGGGAAAUAAAACGUAUCUUGUUAUUGGAGGCACAAAGACGGUAAUGCUCAAUAUGUCUUUGUACAAUGCUGGGGAUGAUGCCUACCAGUCUACUUUACACAUGAAGCUUCCUAAAGGCAUCUACUUCAUCAAAGUUGUGGGUCAGCUGGAGGAACAUAUAAACUGCGCAGUAACUGAUGAGGAAAAUCAGUUGACAAGACUGGACUGUGACAUGGGUCAUCUGUACGUGGACUCUCUUUCAAAACAACAAUUUUCCUUCUUGUUGGACACAAGUUCUCUUACCACUGCAGACGAUCUUAUCAUUAAUGUCACUGUGAACUGUCAUAAUGAAGUGGAUGAAAGCUCUUUAUGGAACAAUGAAGUCAUUUUUACCAUUCCCACGAGAUAUGAAGUCAAUGUCAAUGUCGGCGGCUAUGCCUCUCCGAUUUCAUUUUUGUAUGGACCUCCUGAAGAUGAGGACAAACUCUGUGUCAAGGAGACAAUAGAAUACACAUUCAAUGUGAUCAAUGUCGGCCCGGGUCUUGUUUCCAACGCUACAUUUCAGGUUAUGAUACCCAACACAUUUGCUCCAAGGAACUUCAAACUGUUUAAUAUUUUGGAAGUCAAGUCGAAUGUAGGAAAGUGCCGAUACAGUUCAGACACAGAUGUUUGUGGGGCGCUGCCAAGCAACAGUACAGUAAUAAAGGAUUUUGUGUCCUUCUUCUUUAGAUCUGGAAGUAGGCAUUUGUACUGCUUUGACGAUGAUGAAACCUGUCUACAUAUUGACUGCACAUUUGGAGACAUGGAAAGUGACAGUGAGGCGACUGUAGAAGUGAAGGUUGAAACAAACCAUCUACUUAUAGAGCUUGAAAGUGUGUCGUCCCUACGAUUCUUUACAACAGGAAAAGUGAGAUCUGGGGAAAGUAGUAAAAUAAUAUAUCUCAAUCAGAAACAUUUUACACACGUUUCUUUAGAGGCAGUUCACAAUCAAAGACCAAGAAGACAUGUUAUGUAUAUAAUCAUUGGCAUCAGUUUAGGUCUAGGACUUCUGGUAUUUGCGAUCAUAACAGUUUUAUUAUGGAAGGUGGGAUUCUUCAAGAGGAAAUACAAAUCGCUGGAUUCAGACCCAAGUAGAAAAGAAAGCUGGAGCUUCCUUACUCAAGAGGAAAAAGAAUAAAAGGAAGAAAAAGAAAUAUAUUUCUGGACUUAGAGAUUUUUUAAAUACUCCAUAAAUUAUGGGAAAAACCACAAGGAAAAGAGAUGAAGUUAUUUUUCUUUACGGAAGAGAACUGAUUUUUUUCAGAUAUUUAUCCAGAUCUUAUGAGGAACUUGUGACGCCUUCUAAAGAUGUCUAUUUUAUGAAUGGAUAUAUUCCACAGUUUUUUUACUGAAUAUGUUCAACCAAAGAUCUCAGGAAAGUGACAAUUUUAUUAUCAUAGAAGAAAUGCAAUGAAACCCCAAAAGUAGGAGCUGGAUGAUAUUGACCAGUCAUAAAAAGACCGCAGGGAAUCACGACAUGAAUCACUGGUGAAGGUGAUCCCUGCAGGAAGAUCUGAGGUGAUAGAGGUCUCCUAAGCCUGUUGCCUUUCACUUCAGUUGAAACAAUUUAGCUUUAAAGCACUACGGUUUAUGGGAUCACCUUCCGGUAUCAGCAUUAUUUGUCGAUAGUCUAUGGUGGAGAGAACAUAGCCAGGACUGACUGAGUGAUUCCAUUUUUGGUAGGUCCUGCUUACACAUUGGCUGAGGUUAGUUUAGUUCCCACCUUCUCCUUUGCUGCUUGCAGUAGUACCAGACCUCUUUUAAAAGUUUAGUUCUACCAGCAAUAAACUAGGAAUAUAUUUCCUAUAUUGUUUACAGGGCUAGACUCUAAUUUAGCCUAAAGGUUCUGCCAUGUACAUACAAAGGUGCAAGCUAGAUAGCCCAUUGGCUCUCCAAAAUGGCCAACCUGACUGAAGUAUGACCUACGGGGAUGAGGGCUAGGAUCUACCGUAACACAAAAGGCAGAACUGGAUGUUUAACUUUGCCCAGUCUGGUUCUAAAGUAAUAGUAAAACGGAAGUAUAGCCACAAUGACACAUUGAUAAGGCUAAGUUUCCACUUGUUUUUUUUUAUGGCAGUUUUUGGAAUACUGCCACUGCAGUUUUUGAGCCAAAGUCAGAAGUGGAUCCAUUAGGGAGGAGAAGUGUAAGUCCUUCCUUUAAAUGUCAUAUUCCUUUUGAAUACACUUCUGGCUUUGGCUAAAAAAAACUGCAGUGGCAGAUAUCCAAAAACUGACAGGAAAAACAAAACAAGUGGAAACUUAGCCUUAUGCUGUUUUUACAAUGCAUUAUGUAGUGUCUUUUGGAUAUACAUGUCGGGGAAAUGAAAAACAUCUACAUCUAACGUUUACAUAUGAUACAUGCCAGUUAGUGGCAUCUGUCAAUAGUGUUCUGUAGUAAAAAUAUGUAUACUGCACGGUAUACAUCUUUUCAUGGGACCCUGCCUGACCCCUGACAUCCUAAAUAGAGGGAAAUUUUUGCACAAUAGCCCCGCCCCCUCAGGACAUCACACCUCGCCCCCUCAAUGCAAGUCUACGGGAGGGGGUGUGACAGCAUUCGGAACAGUUUGUUCCAAACGCUGAGCAGUGGAGUGCUCCUUUAAGCAUGGAGAUUCCACCAAAAACCUGGCCAUAUAUAGUGAGUCAGAAGGUAGAAUGAUUGCCAAAGAUGGCUAAUUGGACAAGUAGAUUGUUUCUUAUUGUUGGCCACUUUUGCAGUAGCUCCCAGCAUGUACUGUGAACCUGUUAUCAGUUUCAUGCUGCUUAAGCUGAGUCCUCAGUGCCCAAAAGGCCUUGAUUGAUAGAUCUCUCUCUAUAUCCAAACAGCAAGAGAUCCAUCAGUCAUGUCUGUAGAAGCCGCCAGGGAUUGCCCUGAUAACUCGGGGACUGGGAGUCAUUGUAACAUUAGAUGCAGUGGAUCAGAGCAGUUGAGUAUGCUUUGUUUUUUAUUUUUGUUUAAAGCGCUCUGUCUCCAUCUGAAAAAAAUGUUAACACUAGAACUGGAAUACCCGUUUAAGAGUCAGUUUUGUCAUGUGUUACAAUGAAGUUAUUGCAAAAGUAUGAAAAGGUUAUAUAGACAUUUUGACAAGAAAUGUCAUCUACAAUACAAAAACUCAUAUUUCCUACAUUAAUAAUGUGUAAAUGUCUGAUAUAUCAGUAUUUGGCCAUUUUUACAUUUUUCAGUGGAAUUCCCUGGCGUCUAAUACUACAUUCAUUUAAUUGUGCUUGAAUAUACAUUCGACCUCAAUGAAAUGUAGUAUUUGCACAGUAACGUUGCCUAGCAAGCAGACACAUUACUAUGGGGACUGAUAAAUCGGACUCUCAUGGAUCCAAAAAUGUCAGUAUCCUUGGUGGAUAUAUAACAGGGGCAAUUUAAAGAAAAGUGUUUUUAGUCCUAAUUGAACGUUUUACUGUUUAUAUGCCUGUGCUCUGCCCCUUUACAUUUCACAAGAUCACUUUCUAUACAGAUGGCAUGGCUGUCCAGCAUUUUCAGUCACUGAGGGGGCUCGGUUGGUUUCCUAGUAGUCAUGUGCUGAUCUUGGGGGGUGCUGCUGUAGAUUGGGGGGUUGUUUGCUUACACACUGCUUUAUGUACAUAGAUUCCUAUAGAUGGGUUGUAUUCUGUAGAAUAAAAGAUAUAUGAACAAGGUGCCAAAUCUCAAGUUUCACUACCUGGGGCCAAUUCUUCUAGGGAAGAUACCUCUGUACUACAGCAUGUGAAGGAGAAUUCUACAACAUUUUUCUUGUGGAUUUUGAUAGAAUCUGUAAUAGAAAAACGUCAAUGAGUCGCUAUAAAAAUUGCAGUAUACAUUAUAGACCCAUACCAAGCUACAUGCAUCAUAUUACAGAUCUGUAUUGAGACCUCAGAUGCAUCACAUUCUAGCAAUAUAUGAAACCAUUUAUGUGUGGAUGUUGAUGGAAAACUCCAUUUAUUAAUCUAAACAAUGACAAUAAGGCCCAAAGUAUAUGUCAUAAAUGUCUCAAAAAUGUGGGUCAAACUUCAGGCCUUGUUCAGCCUUGUUUCUGGCAACAGAAGUGGUUACUCUUGUGACUUCCAUCCAAUCCCUAGGCCAAUGUUUCCCAACCAGGGUGCCUCCAGCUGUUGCAAAACUACAGCUCCUACGUAUGGCUAUGUUCACAAAUACCAAUACAUUAGCCAUGGCAGCAAAUUUACCAACACAUCUUAACCCCUGAAUAGUGCCUGCCAUCUGGAUGGCAUCAUACAAGUAUGCUAAAGUUCAUACCAAAGGUCAAAUAGAAAAAAUAUAUUAAUAUAUAUUUAUUAUACAUUCCUUGUGUGUGGCUCGUUGCUGUAAUAUGUGAAUUCCUCACUGAAUUUUCUCUGUGGAAACUUGGUCUGUUCAAUGACGUGUCCAUUCUUGAAGCAGUAAAUAAUCCUCAUCAGGACCUUCUAUUGAUAUCAAUGGGUCUUUCGCCAGGUUUACACUACGGAAUAUACAAACGGAACUUCGCUCAUGGUCGCUCAUGAAAUUCCUCUGCUUUAGCCCAUUCACAUUCCGGAAUUUUCUGGGCAGAAUUUCCGCCAGAACAUUGAACAUGAGGCUAUGUUCAUACGGUGGAAUUUCUGAGCAGAAUUCUGUGCAAUAUUCCGCUCAGAAAUUUCAGUCCAAUUGAUUCCGCUCAGAAAUUUCACUGCAUAAGAGUCCUAUUGAUUCAGGAAUCUGUAGAAACAUUGAACUGUUCAAUGGUUCUGCAGAUUCUGAUUAGAAAUGCAUUGCUGUCUAUGAAGACAGGCAUUUCCGAGUGGUCCUAGUGCCGCCGAAUCAAGCAAAUGUGCAGAAUGUCCAUCUGUAUUUUACAGCCAGACAUUCCACCCUUUCCGGCAGUGAGCACAUGGCCUUAGUGUGCACUGGUUUCUGCAUGGAGAAGUAGAAAAUUUUAGUUUUUUGUCACAAUUUUUCUUGUCAUUCCCUCAGUGUGAACAGACCAAGUUUCCACAGAGGAAAUUCAGUGAAGGAUUUCCUUGCUGAAUGUGCAUGGGCUCUCAUAGCUUUUUUUCAGCCCUAUUUCUUUUUCUGGCAAAGGGAUAUUCUGGUUUUUAAAGUUACAUAAUUUUCUUAUAUGCUCAAAUUUUUUUCACAUCUGUGCUUGCGGCCCUUCAGGAGCCUUUAAAGGGGUACUCCGGAGGAAAAAACAUGUUUUUAAUUCAGCUGGUGCCAUGCAGUUAUACUGAUUUGUAAAUAACGUCUAUUUAACCCCUUAAGGACGCAGGGUUUUUCCGUUUUUGCAUUUUCAUUUUUUCCUCAUCACCUUCUAAAAAUCAUAACGCUUUCAAUUUUGCACAUAAAUUUCCAUAUGAUGGCUUAUUUUUCGCGCCACCAAUUCUACUUUGCAGUGACAUUAAUCCUUUUACCCAAAAAUCCACGGCGAAACAGAAAAAAAAUUCAUUGUGCGCCAAAAUUGAAGAAAAAAAUGUCAUUUUGUAACUUUUGGGGGCUUCCGUUUCUACGCAGUGCAUUUUUCGGUAAAAUGACACCUUAUCUUUAUUCUGUAGGUCCAUACGGUUAAAAUGAUACUCUACUUAUGUAGGUUGGAUAUUGUCGUACUUUGGAAAAAAAUCAUAACUACAUGCAGGAAAAUUUAUAUGUUAAAAAUUCCCAUCUUCUGACCCCUAUAACUUUUUUAUUUUUCCGCGUAUGGGCCGGUAUGAGGGCAAAAUUUUUGCGCCGAGUUUUUAGCGGUACCAUUUUUGUAUUGAUCGGACUUUUUGAUCGUUUUUUAUAAAUUUUUUCAUGAUAUAAAAAGUGACCAAAAAUACGCUAUUUUGGACUUUGGAAUUUUUUUGCGCGUACGCCAUUGACCGUGCGAUUUAAUUAAUGAUAUAUUUUUUAUAGUUCGUUUUUUCAGUGUUAUAGCUCCCAUAGGGAGCUAUAGCACUGCACACACUGAUCUCUUAUGCUGAUCCCUGCAAAGCCAUAGCUUUGCAUGGAUCAGCGAGAUAGGGGCUCGAAUGCUCAAGCCUGUAGCUCAGGCUUUUAGCAAUCAAACCCAGAUAGGACGCGGCGGAGACAUUUAAGGGGACCUCCGCCCGCAUCCUAGCUGAUUGGGAAAUCACGAUUUUAUUGCGAUGUCCCGAUCAGUCCGACUGAGCUGCCGGGAAGCGUUUACUCUCACUUUCAGACGCGGCGGUCAACAUUGAUGGCCGCGUCUGAAGGGUUAAUAGUGCGCAGCACAACGAUCGGUGCCGCGCGCUGUUAGCCCAGGGUCCUGGCUUUGAAUAGCAGCCGGGACCGACCCGGUGUGAUGCGGGGUCACGGUGUGACCCCAUUUUAAACACCGGGACCGGGCGUACAGGUAAGCCCUACGUCCUUAAGAGGUUAAAAACUUAAUCCUUCCAGUGCUUAUCAGCUGCUGUAUGCUCGAGGGAAAGUUGUGUAGUUCUUUCCAGUCUGACCACAGUGCUCUCUGCUGACACCUCUGUCCGUGUCAGAAACGGUCCAGAGCAGGAGAAGUUUGCUCCUGCUCUGGACAGUUCCUGACACAGAGAAUAACAACAAUAAUUUACACAGAAAUCACAAAAUGUAGAAUCAAUGUAUAAUCCUAAACAUUAGCUACAGGGAUCCAGGCUAGCUUUUUAAAACUGGAGGACCACAGGGACCCCUUAUAAAAACAAUAAACCGUACAAUGAAUAUGGUUUCAGCUAAGCCCUGAGUUCCUUUUUACUAUCAGUAUGGCCCCACUAUCAAAUACUGAUUGAGAGAAAUAAAGUCUGAGUUGCCCAGACAACCCUUGUUCACGUAUAUAAUACAGCAGUACAUCACAAAAUACAUUUAAACAGUACCUAAACAUAUACUGUGUUAUUCAUAUGGACUUUUCAUUAUGUAAAAGUUGCCAAGAGCAUGUCAGUUGGACCUGUACAUUUGUGUAUUUACAUAGCUUAACAUAUUAACAACAAAUGUAUACCACAAACAAAAAUGUAAACAACAAAAACAAAUUGUUCUUGUUUAAGGUACAUCUAUUUGUGGGAUACCACAAAUGGUUGUAUGAGGCAUAGGUGUGAACCUACCCUUAAAGAAGUUAAACAGCAUUUAGCAAAGAUUAAUGUCCUGAUGGGGCCAAGAUCAAAUCGAAAAAAGACAUACUUACCUAGCCCUGGUCCCCUGCUGGUAAAUGCAGCUCCUGUUCGGCUCAGUCUGGUCCCUCAAUCUUUUGUCUUCUUCUUGCUUUUGAGAUGAGCGUUCGUUGUAAGUCCUGACCACUCUGCCAAUCACUGUCCAAGACUGGACACUGCUGCGCCAGUGAUUAGCUAAACUGGCAGGUCUUUUAUCGAGCACUUUCUUGGAAGAAAGAAGACAGGAGAUCAGGGGAUAGGACAGAGGCAAACAGAAGCUGCAGGGAACCAGGGCUAGAUAAGUAUAGGGAUUUUUCCCCAGACCCAGCAGGAUAUACAUUUUUUGCAAAAUGCCAGAUAACCCCUUUAACCAAUUCUGGAAUAAAUUGAGCCAAAUAAUCUGUAAAACUCUCAAUUUCCUCGUUUUAGAUUACAUACCUUAGUAUGCUGCAUAAAAACAAAAAAUAUCAACACUACUAAUACCUUGUGUAUUACCAUGCACAAAAUAUAGGUUGUGAUUUCAGGCCUGGGCUAGGUUGAAUUUAUUUUUGACAAUCAUUACCAUAUUAUAACAUUUUUAGAAAAUGUGAGAAUCGAGCAGGCUUUUUAUGAAAAAUUAUAGUUAUAGUAUAUAUAUUAGAUAGAUGCUUAAUUCAGUGAUCCCUCGAUGAUGGAGUAAAAUAUACUUGUCUUCUGUAUAAUAUAAGAAAUCCUAAAACCUCUUGGCUUAAUGAGGAGUUAGAGGAUGUACCAGUCCUAGUCUUAUUUGUUAUUGUGGAUGCACAGAAAUAUCAACACAUACAUACUUGUCACAUGUGCGGUGCUGAAAGUAAUAAUGGUGCACGUAGCCUUUUGCACACCAGUCUUAAUAUACACACUGAAAUAAAUUGCAUUCAUUUGUUCUAGUUUACAAUAUUUCUUACUGUACUUGACAGUCAGUCCCAGUCUGAUCUAGCAGAAUAUUGCAAAGACAAUCAUUAUUGUUCUUUAAGGGUUACUACUGCCCGUUCACUGUGGUGACAGCCAUUUUGUUAUCUUAAAGGGGUUCUCUAAUUUUCUCAGAUCAAUUCUCUGAAAAAUUCUGGUAAAAAUGUUUUCACAAUGUUUAUACCAUUUUGUCUAUCAAAUAUGUUUCCAGCGACAAGUAAUGCCUGAGUGAGUACACAUGGUGCAGAUGACUGUCCUGUGAACUGGGCCACCAAAGUGGAGGAGCUUAUCAUCAUUUGCAUUACAAGGGGCAUUCCUGGGCAAUUUUGGUGUUGUUCCUGGGCAGAACAAGGGCUGGGGGUAAAAAAAAUUCCACCAUUUUGGAUUUAAAGGGAACCUGCCACAUUGAAAUUCAGGACAAUCUGCAGUCAUCAUGUUAUAGUAGUCAAGUGGACUGUCCUACUCAGUGACUAACAGCUAUCUGUGUAUAAGUGUGCACACACAUGACUACUUAGCCCAGAAUGAGUUGAGAUUUACAGGAAUAAAUGACAAGUUAUCCUGGAAUCUUUCCCACAAGACUAUAUAUCAAUCUGCUCAGCUCCUCCAUAACGCGCUGCUUCAAAUUGGACGGCAUCUUCAAUGUGACUGGUUCCCUUUAAAUGUUGGUAACUAUCAGUUUGUAGACAGAUCUACUUUGUCUGCACUACCUACAAAUGAGCAUGGACUUAUAUACCGAAAACAAUGAAAGCAUUGGAGCAUAUGUAACAAAA
Messenger RNA from Hyla sarda, 10785 nucleotides. RefSeq names its product integrin subunit alpha 4 (gene ITGA4). Lineage: Eukaryota; Metazoa; Chordata; Amphibia; Anura; Hylidae. Gene Ontology annotation, molecular function: integrin binding. The transcript has 28 exons. The coding region runs from base 78 to 3158 and encodes 1026 amino acids. Gene Ontology annotation, biological process: integrin-mediated signaling pathway; cell-matrix adhesion; cell-cell adhesion. The record is from RefSeq and is a predicted model, not a curated record. Gene Ontology annotation, cellular component: integrin complex; external side of plasma membrane.